Triplophysa rosa is the source of this 854-nucleotide messenger RNA. RefSeq names its product procollagen C-endopeptidase enhancer 2-like. The transcript has 3 exons. Bases 39 to 455 code for a protein of 138 amino acids. The record is from RefSeq and is a predicted model, not a curated record. Lineage: Eukaryota; Metazoa; Chordata; Actinopteri; Cypriniformes; Nemacheilidae. Gene Ontology annotation, molecular function: protein binding.
ACAGGUUGAAGCCUCUGUACUAUAGGAAUUGUUGAAAUAUGUUUUUCGUACUAUCUCUGCUUCUCUCUCCAGCUUUGAAGUAUUCUGCAGCGCUGUGUCAACAGAAAUGCAAACGCAAGGGAACCCCUGAGAGCCACUACUGUUCCAGCAACUUUGUGAUUACAGGAACGGUCAUUACUGCUCUCACACGUGGAGGAAGCAUGUACGUCACCAUCUCCAUCAUCAAUGUUUAUAAGGAGGGCAAUCUGGCCAUCCAGCAGGCUGGCAAAACCAUGAGCACCAAGAUUGUCAUCCUGUGCAAGAAAUGUCCCUAUGUCAGGCGAGGUUUGAACUACAUCUUCAUGGGCCAGGUGAACGAGGACGGGCGUGGGAUGAUCGCACCCCAUCAUUUCGUUACGGCUUUCAAAGCCAAGAACCAGAGGGCCUUUAACAUACUGAAGAACAAACACUGCUGAUCUCGCACAGACUGUGAAUCUCAUCCCGCAUGACUGAACUUUCAUCACGGACCCCGACAAUGACGGUCAAGAACUGCUGAAGCACAAAACACAGGGUCUGGCUCUCUUUUUCUUACAUAUCAUCCUACUGUUGUGAUGAGAAUCAAAAUGACAGCAAGAAUAUAAGUUCCUGGUGAGAUACACGAGAAUGUAAAGAUGUUUUUUUUGUGAUCAUAGCAAACUUAAAGGAACCGUAUGUGCGGGUUCUUAAAUACUUUCAUCUUGUAGUAUCAUUUUGUCUUCUUCAUGCUGGAUUUGUGUUACAUUUUGUCUAUAAAAUAUCAUCAGAGGAACUGAUUCAGUGGUGAAUGUUAAGUUAUAAAUUAUUUGAGAGAAAAAUAAAGUCCGUUUUAUCAUUUA